UGCGUUUUUUUCACUCCCAUUGAUGUUUUUUGGUUGUUUGUGUCCGGCUCCGGUUGUUAAUUUGUUUCUUUACUUUAACUAUUAUCAACAUGAAGAAAUCAAAGAAACACAAGAAAAAGCAUACUAAAACAGAUUUACCGGAGUCUUCUAGAAGACCGGAACCGAACAGCAACGACUUGACCACUUUAGUUCAUGACCGGGUGGAAUUGCUGCAUCAGGCAUUUUCUGCAUUAAAAUCAAGAGAGAUACUGGAAAUGGCACCUAGGUCCAUUAGAAACUUAUCACUGGAGCACAUGCAAGAGCUUUGCCUUGAAGAGCUGUUGGGUGUAAGCUCCAAGAGGCUUUGUGCCACUCUGAAUGGUGAGCCUCCACCUUCUGAUACAGAAUCCUCAGAUGACUCAGGCAGCCUCAAGUUUGAUGCUGUCUCACUUGAAAAUAUUUCUUCAGAUGAAGCUGGUUUAAGUGCAGACUCUAGUGGUGAAAAACAGAAAAAGCAUAAACACUGCAAAAGACGGCAGGGUAAGCAAAAAAGUAAAGAAAAAGGCAAAUCAAAGGAUAAAGACAAAUCUGAAGACCAUUCUAAAGCAGAACGAUCUGGACUCACUGUACUAGAGCUAUUGGAACUUCAGGCUCGAGCGAGGGCAAUCCGAGCCCAACUAGAAGCAGAAAAACUAAUGAAAGGUAACACAGAUGCAUCUUCUAUAAAGGAACCAACUGCAGUUGCCGAUGAUGGUGAUGAAGAUGAUGUGCUGAUCAAGGAAGAACCACCAGAAGUGGUAGAGCUCAGCUCUGAUGAAGAAGCUUCUGAAGCAGUUGAAGCAAAGCAAGAGCCAAAAGACAAAGUGCCGGAUCAAGAAGCAUCUACGACAAGUCAACAUACCAUAACUAAACGUAAUGACCUCACAAUUAUAGUACCGAAGACACAAACAACAAAGAAGAUCAAAUUGAACAGACAAAGAUCAAAAGCUAUUCAUGCACAAGGUGAUUGUGCUGUAGCAAGUGAAGCUUCAACUAUUAGCACCCCAGUAUUGGAAGCAAAGAGUGGUCAUAAUGACAACCAUCACAGCCCAGAUACUACUAUCACUAAGGAACUACCUACUGAAGACACAAAGAAAUCUAAGAAAAAACGAAAAAACAAGAAAAAGAAAUCUAAAGCCAAUAAAUCAUCAAAACAGAUAGAUUCAAAUACAGAAGCAAGUGAUCAUGAUGAAAUAUCAUUCCAACUUUCUGACAGUGAAAAGAGAGAUCUUUUAGACGAGUUUGAGAGAAAAAGCAGUGAGUCAACUGAGAGUUCUAGUUCAGACAGUGGAGAAUCGGGAAGCAAUGCAGAGAAUAACAAAGAAGAUUCACUGGAUGAGGUACCAGAUAAAACAGAAAAUACCACCCACUCAACAGAUUUAAUGGUAGGCAUAGGCAGCAAUGAAGCUGUGGCUACUGAAGAUAACUCCAGUGCUGACUCUACAGACCCAACCAAAAAUCAUAGUUCCGAUACUGUAUGUGAUACAACAGUAGUAAAAGAUAAGGAAAACUCAGAAAUUGAACAAGUACAUGAUAGUCAUGAAAAAGAAGAUUAUGUUACCUUAAAUGAUGAGAAAAUUACUAAAGAAACUGAUGAUACUGAAAAUUCUGAAGAACCACAGGUUUCAACAAGUGUUAAUGAUAAAAGUGAUGGUGAUAUAUAAUUUACCAAGACUACAAAAGGUAUUUUAAGAGAUACUAUAUGUGAUCAUGUCCUAUCAUAAAAUUAUACUGAUUGAUUCAUCUUUGAUAAACAAUGAACAAAUAAGAUGGAGUGUCGAUGGAAAAAUAUAUAUUAUCUCGACAUAUAACACCCACCUUUCCUAGUCAACCCGUCUAAG
Plutella xylostella (diamondback moth) is the source of this 1859-nucleotide messenger RNA. RefSeq lists its product as uncharacterized. NCBI's taxonomy places the organism in Eukaryota, Metazoa, Arthropoda, Insecta, Lepidoptera, Plutellidae. Gene Ontology annotation, biological process: regulation of apoptotic process. The record is from RefSeq and is a predicted model, not a curated record.